This is a messenger RNA of Lineus longissimus, 5088 nucleotides long. RefSeq names its product DNA polymerase eta-like. Gene Ontology annotation, cellular component: nucleus. The record is from RefSeq and is a predicted model, not a curated record. The coding region runs from base 111 to 4514 and encodes 1467 amino acids. Gene Ontology annotation, molecular function: DNA-directed DNA polymerase activity; damaged DNA binding. Gene Ontology annotation, biological process: error-prone translesion synthesis. NCBI's taxonomy places the organism in Eukaryota, Metazoa, Nemertea, Pilidiophora, Heteronemertea, Lineidae. The transcript has 12 exons.
GCCAACUUUGACAACCACAAAACUUACCAAAAUAAAGACGAUUUUUGCAGAAUCUAACUCCUUUACUUCACUGAACAAGUAACAAGAUACCGUCAAAGCAUUAAAUUAGGAUGGAUGCUUUGAGUGACGCUGACCAGUUUCAAGAUGAUGAAGAUGAAGACUGGACAGAGACAGGAUGGGCAGAUCCAGUCCAGUUACCAGUACCACCUUCCCAACAUGCCAAACGAAAUCCAAAACCUGCUGUUGUACAGAAAAAGCCCAUGGAAAUAGGGGAGACAAAAUCAGAUGUUGUAUCAAGGAUGACACUGAACGACAACAAGGCUGGAAUGGCAGGACUUGACCGGGAAAAGAUCAACAAGAUUAUCAUGGCGGCAUCUGCAGGUUCAAAAUUUUAUGAAAAUGAGAAAAAGAAGGAGCAACAAGUGAUGAAACGAAUUGAUGAACAACGGAAGAAACUGAAGAAAAUAACAGAAAAACAUCUCUCAGAUGGUGAAAUUGAAGCUGAUCAGCUCCUUCAACAAUUGGACUCAACCAGAGAUUUGUCACGUACAAUUGUCCAUGUUGAUAUGGAUGCAUUUUAUGCUGCUGCUGAGAUGAGGGAUAAUCCGUCUCUCAGAGAUAAACCUAUGGCUGUUGGUGGCAAAUCGAUGCUGUCAACAUCUAACUAUGCUGCAAGGAGAUACGGUGUUCGUGCUGCAAUGCCAGGUUUCAUCGGAAAAAAGCUUUGCCCCGAACUUGUGAUUGUUCCACCGAACUUCGAAAAAUAUACUGCUAUCAGUAAACAAGUGAGGUCAGUCAUGGCAAAUUACGACCCUAACUACUGUCCGAUGAGCUUGGAUGAGGCAUAUCUGGAUCUAACAGAACAUUUGAAGAAAAGACAGACGUACACAGAGGAACAGCGGACUUUUGAAAUUAUGCAUGUUGAUGGACAGAAAAUCAAUAACAGACUGACGUCUGCUGGUGAGAAUGUUGCUGUGGACAAAAAAAAUGAAGGGAAAACUGGAGUAGACUUAUUGUUGUCUGCUGAUGUGAGUCAGUACACAGAGCAUGGUCCUGUUGUAAACAAAGAGUGUGAUAGAUCGGAAGACAUGUCUUCUGAUGAAGAACUAGACUGCUUGAUUCGGAACAUUCCAAAUAACAUUGUCGACACUGGAACUGUUAGUGGUGAAAAGGCUAGAACAUUGGUACCAGGAGCAGAUUGUUCUUUGAGCAAAUCAAAGGCAGUGGAUCAUGAGAAGAGAGGGAGAAUCGUCUUUGGGCUGAGUGCUGAUGAAGCAGUGAGAGAAAUGAGAUUUAGGAUUGAGCAGGUGACGGGCCUGACAGCCAGUGCAGGUAUAGCACCAAAUAUGAUGUUGGCCAAGGUGUGCUCUGACAAGAAUAAGCCAAAUGGUCAGUACAGAAUUCCUCCAACGAGAGAAGCUGUCCUGGAAUUCAUCAAAGAACUCCCAAUAAGAAAGGUUAUGGGAAUAGGCAAAGUGUCUGAGAGUAUGCUAAAAGCUCUUGAUGUGACCAUGUGUGAGCACCUCUAUGAGAAGAGGGCUAUUCUCUAUCACCUCUACUCAGCAAUAUCUUUCAACUACUUUAUGAGAAUAUGCAUUGGAAUUGGUUCAACGAAAGUUGAAAGAGAUGGAGAUCGGAAGAGCAUGAGUGUUGAACGAACCUUCAGCGAGAUCAACAAACCUGCUGAGCUGUACAAGAAGUGCCUGGAGCUGUCUGCGGCAUUAGCCGAAGACCUCAAGGAUGAAAACCGCAAUGGAAGGACUGUGACUAUCAAGAUGAAGACAGUUGCCUUUGAGGUUAAGACGAGGGCCCAGAGUCUGAUGGAAUAUACCUCUGAUCCCGAAGUUAUCUACUCUACCGCGAAGGAACAACUUAGGCUCGAGAUACAGGCCUGUCAACCAAAACCUUUGAGGUUGCGGUUAUUAGGCGUGCGCAUGUCAAAUUUCCAAGACUCUGAAUUGAGCAAGAAAAAGCAGACGACGAUAAAGGACAUGUUUCAGAAAGUUCAUGAGGAAAAGUCAACAAAAAUUGGAGACACCGUCUCUGUUCCUGUCAAGGAAGGUGCUGCAGAAAAAAUGGAUGAAAAUGGCAAUGUCAUUGAGGCAAAGUCCACGAUAGAUGUGCCAAGUCAGGUCGGCAGCACUGUUGAGUCUCUGGGUGGAAAAACGUCUGCUGUCGGUAAUGCAGACGAUAGCAUGGGUCAGGUUGGCAGUGACAAGUUCAAUUUGCAAGCUUCAAAAGUGGAAAAGGGACAAUGGCAAUCAAAAUUGUUGGACCCCCUAAAAGUGCCUCAGGUUGUCAGGGAUGGUGGUUCGGAUGGACUGAUUCAUGUUUCAAUGGAUGUGGAUAUUGACCCUGUUUAUUUACAAGAUACUGAUGUCGAUAGUGAUGCAGAGUGUGAAACAAAUUCCACUGAUAUGUUUGGAGAUUUAAGUGAGAAGUUUAUCAACAAACCUGCUGGUAAUGUAGCUGAGUUUGAAAACAGUUGCCAUAAAGAGAGUGAGGAUUCAGUGCGGUUUAUGAAUCAAAGUGGUGCUAACUGUGAUUUUUCUGACCUUGCUCCCAUGAAUGAUGAGCCGGAUGUGAGAAGUAUGGAUCGUUCUGUGAUAUGUGAUACCAAGAACUGUGUGACUGAGACAUACUCUCUUGCAUGUGACAGUGGCUUGCCUGCUGCUCUGAAUAGCAGUAAGCCCUUUGAGAAAACAAGACAUGUUCUGGCAGCCGGUUCAUGUGAAGAUGUGGUUUUGAAUUCAGCAAUUGGAAGACAGGAUUCUCGUAAAGUUGUUGUGGAUUCUGACUUAUCUGAGGAUGCAGACAUAUCAAGCAGUGAUACAGAAGUUCCUAAACAUAGUAAAGAAGCUUUAACUGAGCCAACAUGGCAGACUGUGACCAAUGUUAGGGAGAGUAGAUGUACAAUAGAUGCAGAAUUGCCUGGUGUUAGUAGGCCUAGUGGUCAAACUGUUGAUAAUGAAUGGAGGAAAGUUACUAGCAGUGGAAAACAGGAAGCAUUUCCUUGCCCAGUGUGCAAUGAGAGUAUAUUUUGUAAAGACAUGAUUGAAUUUAACAGACAUUUGGACAAUUGCUUGUGUGGAAAUAGUCAGCCUGUUAGUGAGAAUCUCAGGAGCCAAAAUUCGGGACUUGUUAAAAACAAGGGCAAGUCUCUUGCCAAGCCAAGAAAACUAAAGAAAGGCAGAGGUGCUAAAACACUCAGUGAAAAACCGAGCCCAAAUUUGAAUGAAACAUUGGACCGAUUUAUGUUAAAGCAGGAGAAAUCUUUCAGUGCGCUUAACUUUAAUGAGGAAGAGAGUCGUGAUGCUUGUGAUUUUCUUAGCUAUGAGGAGAGCUUUGCAGAGGAACCAGCUGAAUUUCUUGGUGAUGUUCUCAGUGACGAGGAUGCUCCCUGCAAAAGUGUGAUACAGGCCCUGGAAGAAGAGUGUGACCUAGACAUAGUUUAUACAGUAACUAGCUCAAAUUUUGGGAGCCCUGGUGUUAUCCCAAAUAGAACUCGGCUAAAUGAUACCUUAGGUGUUUCACAAACUGAGCAUUCGUUAUUAGAUAAAGAUACUGAAGCUGCGUUAGUGACUGACUUUCCCAAAGAUUUUACUCAAACUGGUGACAUUUCAAAUUGUGCCAUUCCAUUGGGACUUGUGACUGAAUCUGAAUCAUUGCUUACAGGUGAACCAUCAGAUCCCGAGCAGCAAGCUUGCAAAGCACUUUCUACUUUGGCAUCACAACAAGUAACGUCUGCUACAAAUGAAACAGCAGCCAUAGUUGAAUCUCACAUCAGUGGAACUGAACCAGAAUCACAACCUAACAAUAGAGUGUCUUCUGUUGUUGAAAUGUUAGGUGUAAUUGAUGCAUCUGGUAGUACACCACCCAAGUCUGGAGCCCCAAGCAACGUCUCCUCAUCAACUUCAGGAUCACAACCUUCAGAUGGAGCAUCUGCAGUUAAAAUGUCUUCUAUGGUUGAAAGAUUCGUUCUUGUUAAAACAAGUGCUACUGCAGUUGACAGGUCUGCUGCAGUUGAAACGUCUGUUGCGGUCGAAACGUCUGCUGCAGUUGAAAUGUCUGCUGCAGUUGAAACGUCUGCUGCGGUUGAAACGUCUGCUGCGGUUGAAACGUCUGCUGCAGUUGAAACGUCUGCUGCAGUUGAAACGUCUGCUGCAGUUGAAACGUCUGCUGCGGUUGAAACGUCUGCUGCAGUUGAAACGUCUGCUGCAGUUGAAACGUCUCCUUUGGUUGAGAAGUCUUCUGCAGUUGAAACGUCUGCUGCAGUUGAAACGUCUGCUGAAUCUGAUCCAGCCACCAAACCAAAUGGUCUGCUGUGCCCAAUCUGCAACAAGACUCUCCGAACCAAGAAUCUUGAAAACUUCAACCGUCAUCUUGAUGCCUGUCUGUCGGGACUAAGCAAGAGGGAGCAGAAACCAAGGAAAAGGAAAGCAAGCUUGGAUGGUCGGAUGUCCAAACGGUACAAGGAAGAUUACAGCUUUGAAGAGUGGGGAGAAUGGGAAUAGGGAUGUCAGGCCAACAUUGGCCACAACAAGUCUUCGUCUGUUUAGGCUUGUUUAUCUUGUUUAUCUUGUGAUCAGAAAAGGCUCAAAGAACAUUCGUCAUUAUAAAGUGAAUGCUUGCUCUAGCUUGGCUUCUGAUUUGAAAAAGUUAGAGCUUUUAUGAUUUUAUGUUCCUACUCGAGUAAUUAUCAAGCUAUUUAGUAUUGAGCUUUAGUGAUCUACUUGUAUCAAUCUUUUUAGAUCUGAUUCUGAGUUUCGGUGAUUUGUAAACUUUAUAUGCCUGCAUAGAGCUUUGGUGAUUAAAGACUGCGUCUAGGCUCAAGUAAUUAUCAAGUUAUGAGCAAGCUUUUUAGUCUCGCUUCUAAACUUAAGUGGUCAUCAAGUAUAUUACUUCCGGUAGGUCUCUCUUCAUACUUCAGUAUUAUCGAGCAUCCUCUACUCUAUCUCAGUACAAUAUUUUCCAUUUGCCUUGCCAACCAAUAGCUUUGUAGUAACUGAUUUAUAAGAAGUUGUUUCUGCAAGUUCAGAUUGCCAAAUACUCAUAGCUUUAAAACUUUUUCUUAUUGACUGUGUUAAU